Larimichthys crocea (large yellow croaker) is the source of this 2893-nucleotide messenger RNA. It is a transcript of the gene hsd17b3, whose product is annotated as hydroxysteroid (17-beta) dehydrogenase 3. Gene Ontology annotation, molecular function: testosterone dehydrogenase (NADP+) activity. The record is from RefSeq and is a predicted model, not a curated record. The transcript is spliced from 11 exons. The coding region runs from base 60 to 1016 and encodes 318 amino acids. Gene Ontology annotation, cellular component: endoplasmic reticulum. Lineage: Eukaryota; Metazoa; Chordata; Actinopteri; Sciaenidae.
AUCACUGAACUAAACACUUUCUCCCGGAGCAGACACAAACACAGACUUGGAACUGUUUGAUGUGCAGGACAAGCAUGGAUUUAGUGGAAUUGUUUUUUAUUUCUCUUGGUGCUACCAUUGCUGUCUACUAUGGAGUGAGACUGCUGCUUUUCAGUAGGAUGAUUUUUCCAAAACUGUGGUUUCCACUGUCAAAGUCCUUUUUCACCUCUAUGGGAGAAUGGGCAGUGGUGACUGGUUCUUCAGAAGGCAUAGGAAGAGCAUAUGCAUUCAUGCUGGCUAAGAAAGGGAUGAACGUGGUAAUCAUCAGUAGAACCAAAGAAAAAUUGGACGUGGUGGCCAAGGACAUAGGUCAUACCACAGGGCAGAUGGUGAAAGUCAUAGUAACAGACUUCAUAAAGGAAAAUGUCUUCAGUGACAUUGAGGAUCAGCUGAAGGGCCUCAACAUUGGGGUUUUAGUCAAUAAUGUGGGAAUUCUGCCCAGCACCAUCCCUUGCCAAUUCCUUGAACACGAAGAGCUGAACCAGACAAUUACAAAGGUGAUAAACUGCAAUGUGAGGACUAUGGUCAAGAUGUGCAAAAUAAUCCUGCCAGGCAUGGAGAACAGGGGAAAAGGGUUAAUAUUAAACAUUUCGUCUGGGGUUGCUUCUGUUCCCUUCCCCAUGUACACACUGUAUUCAUCAUCUAAGGUGUUUGUGGAAAGAUUUUCUCAAAGCCUUCAAGCUGAAUAUAAAGAUAAAGAGAUUAUUAUACAGGCAGUGGCUCCAUUUGGGGUCUCUACUCGAAUGUCAGGUUACCAAAAAACCAACAUGGUGACAUUGUCUCCAGAACAGUUUGUUGAACGCUCCCUGCAGUACAUCAGAGCUGGAGACAAAACAAACGGCUGUAUCUGUCACAUAAUUCUGAGCUGGAUACUGCAGACUAUCCCUCUCAAGGACUUUAUGCUGCAGGGCCUACAAGAAUAUAUCAAGAAGAACAACUUUAAAAACCAUAGGAACAAAUCAGGAGGAGCAAUAUAAAGAUAUUUUAAUUGAAUCUUUCAAACUGUAAAUAAAUAAUAAGAGGAAAUGGUAUAAUUAUGGAACUGGUACUGACAAACCUAACCAUUACCAUAAGUUAGAGUACAGUAGUACCUUUUGUUACAUUGUAUAUAUACAUUUAUGACGUCUGUAAUGUUUUUUGACACUGUUGUAAUUUGGUUAUUGUUUGUUUUUAGGAAUGAGGUCAUAGUCUCACGGACUGCAUUAGAAACACCUCUAAGUAUGAUGCAGCCUUAACUAUGGCCUCAGUAACAUAUAAUUGAAUGUACACACUCCUGAUAGUCCUUAGCUACUUGUUACUAUAGGAGCUUUGAUGCCUCUGAAUAUAUAAUAAUAUUUUAAUUAAUUAACUCUGUGCUAGUAAUGUGGAAGUUUCCCUCAAAUUGGAUUUGUCCUUAUUUAUUUGUCAUUAAUUUUUUGAUCAAUCCGCUCCAUUCUUCAUUCAAGAGUAGGUUCAUAUACUUUGACAUAAGAUAUUUUAGUAUUAGUUGUUGUCUAUUUGCUCCUUUGUGUAUUUGUAUGUAUUUCACACACCAUGUUGUAAGACACACACGCACACACACGCACACACACGCACACACACACACACACACACACACACACACACACACACACACACACACACACACACACACACACACACACACAAAUACACCUGCAACUAUCAUUAGCAUCGUCCUCUCCCCUCUGAGAUGGAGGAAGCAAUUGAUCAGAUGAGUACACCACCAGACAACUUCAGGUGUCAGUCACCAUUCUGAUUUCCACAAAACCAGUUGGGGGUGGAAGAGAACUGAUGAGCUUCUCCGUGGUUCCUUAGAAAUGAGAAUACACUGGAGGCCUGGGUUUGAUAGCCAGCUGCUGUUUAAAACAUGCACAAACAUUCCCGUACAUAUGCAGAAGUAGACACACACAACGAUGUGAAUUAGUAUGUGCUAUGGAGAUGUCUGACGGAGCUGCCUGACCUUGAGAGUCACUAAUCAUGGGGUGACCGGGCUGUUUAGGCAGCUGUGAUGAAUGAUCCUCCCCAUGAGAGAUAAUGCAAGGAAAAGGGAAAGUGAGAGAGUAGAGAGGUCAGAGUGACCUAGAUGAUCCAUGUCUAGCCUGACUGUUUGGAAAAGGCAAAGAAUAACUCAUAUCCACAUGAGAAUAGUCUUUAUUUAUCCCAUAUGAUGCUUAUUAAAACAGGUACAGAACUUUUACAGCAAUUAACACACCAUAAAAAAAGAAUUAUAGACAAGAAAUGGAACUGCAAAGCAUCUAAAAAUGGACAAUGUACUUAAAAGAUCAUCAUAAAAAUAUAAAUAUAUAGAAAUAUUGUCAGUUUAAAGUAUUUUUGAUUUUGCAAACUUAAGAAGCACAUAGUAGUGAUCAUAGGCCUAUUUCCUUUUUUGUUUUGUAGAAGAUUAGGGUGACUAAGGCAUUAGUUUUUGGGGAACUUUCUUUUUUUUUUUACUUUUUGUAUUCAAAUACAUCUAUGAGUGCGAUUUUGUAUAAAUGUUUUUCUGAUACCGUUUCAUUCUCUUUAUUUGAUUUUUUUUUCCUUAAAUGUUUUAUGGUUGGAAAUAUAUUUUUACGCAUUCACAGGCAUAUUGUGUAAUGACCAUCCUAGGUGUUUAUGAGGAAACAGGAUAAGUAGUUUGUAUUAAUCUUGUUUGUAUGAAAAAACAUAUGGUGACAUACAUUAUCUUGAACACACCAUGAUUCAUGUACAAUAAAUAAGCUAUUCAAACCAAAGUCUUUUUUAUUAUUUCUGCAUCAUUUCAUUAUAUGGUAAAUUAAAGUCUUUUGCAUCAUUUUAUCCCAGAAAUUUCACCUUAUUCACAGUAUUUGGUGUUCCUGGAAACUUCCUGGUCUCC